UUCAGAUGGCUUCCCACUGGCAGUUGGGUCUUCUUAUUAUUCCUUCGUGACGUGAAUAUUGUAAACAAUAUUCGUAUUUUAGAGGUCGAGCAGAAAGGAAAUUAUUAGUGAACUAUUGGACAAGAUUAAUAAUUUGUUUAUACAACUCGAAGAAUUUUCUAUACAUAAAAUGAAUAUCUUACCAAAAAAAAGAUGGCACGUUCGUACGAAAGAUAAUAUAGCACGAGUUCGUCGGGACGAAGCGAAGGCAGAUGAGGAAGUGAAAGCGAAAAAAGCACGAAUGCAAAAAGCUGAGACCGAAGCCAGAAUUCAACUUUUAAGACAGCAAGCGAGAAAAAAAUAUGAUGGCAGAUCAGAAAGUACGGAAAUGUCAACUUCAAUUGAGAAUAUGGAGCAUGUCAAUUUCUUUAAUGAAUUAGAAGCAGGAAAAAUCGAUUACAGGAAAUCAAAUAAGUAUUAUGAAAAGGAAAAGAAGGAGGAUCAAGAAAAGUAUGAUAAAAAGAUCGGUUACUUAACAUAUCUCGGUCAAAACUCCAUCGAAAAAACGGGUAAAAUAAAUUGGUAUAAUAAAGUUCCUGAGCGUCCUUCAAUCUCGGAGAAGGGAGUUGAAGCAGACAAAAAAAGAAAAGCUCUUGAAGAUCCCAUUCAUAAUAUUAAAAGACAUUUGAGUGGUACCAUUUCGACUGCAGAAGAUCGCAAAUCGAGUGAUGAAUCAGCUAUGGUUAAAGAGAGGAAAUGCAAGUCUACUGACUUAGAUAGAGAGAAGAAUAAUAAUAUAAACAAAAAUAAAAUAAAUAAAAGCAAUACAAAUAAAUUAAAAUCUACAAAAUGCACGCAGAAUAAUAUUAUAGAGAAAUUAAGAGCGGAAAGAACAUUGCGAGAACGCAUUGAGAAACUUAAAACAGUAAAAUUAAUAGUGAAAUUACAAGGCAUUUCUACACCUUUUAUUCCCAAAGAAAAAUCUAAAUCAGAAUUUCGUCAAAAAUACAAUUCACAGUUUUUUCCAGAACUAGCCAGGCAAAAUGUAGAGAAAAUUAUAAAAUAGGGGUGUUAUGUUCAGGAGAUGGACCAGAUAAUUUCAACUACGUAAAGUUUUUAUUCUGUAAGCUUGAAUGUAAUAAAAAUAAAUAAAAUUAUUGGCGUAUUUAAAA
Messenger RNA from Belonocnema kinseyi, 1151 nucleotides. Its product is annotated as leukocyte receptor cluster member 1 homolog. Lineage: Eukaryota; Metazoa; Arthropoda; Insecta; Hymenoptera; Cynipidae. The coding region runs from base 170 to 1045 and encodes 291 amino acids. The record is from RefSeq and is a predicted model, not a curated record. The transcript is spliced from 3 exons.